Messenger RNA from Rhizoctonia solani, 3072 nucleotides. Its product is annotated as enoyl-CoA hydratase/isomerase family protein. Bases 1 to 3072 code for a protein of 1023 amino acids. Gene Ontology annotation, biological process: biosynthetic process. NCBI's taxonomy places the organism in Eukaryota, Fungi, Basidiomycota, Agaricomycetes, Cantharellales, Ceratobasidiaceae. The transcript is spliced from 5 exons. The record is from RefSeq and is a predicted model, not a curated record.
AUGCGUAUUCUAUUUUUUGUCACUGCACACAACUCGCUCUCUCAGCGCGUUUAUACAGCGCUGACUGAUGCCACCUAUGGUCAUCAUAUUUCGGUCGAAUAUGCCACGUCGGCCGAAGCAAUGAUAGAGGCUGCUGAGCUAGCAAAACCAGACAUUAUCCUCUGCCCAUUUUUAACUCGCAAGGUUCCUCAAGAAGUUUAUGAAAAGUACCUCACGCUCAUCGUUCAUCCGGGUGCUCCAGGGGACGCUGGUCCCAGCGCACUCGACUGGGUUUUGAUGGGUGACACGGGUUUAUUGACGUCUGCCCCUGAAACUCUUGCUCGCGUGGCCUCGGCGCCUCUUCCAUCCAAGCCGCGAUCUCACUGGGCCGUGACCGUGCUCCAAGCUGAAGAAGAGUUCGACAAGGGCCCCGUAUGGGCCUGGGAACAGUUCGAACUCCCACAAACUGCAGAGGUUGAUGGACUAGCCUAUGCAACAAUCACCAAGGCGGGGCUUUACCGCGCCCAUGUCACGCGUGCGGCGUUGACAGCUGUAUUAGCGGCGCUAGAACGUAUUGAAGCUGCCAGUGUUCAAAGGGCUGCCCAUGACCUCAAUGCCGAAACGGCUUCCCAAACACCCGAUUUGCCAUCCAAUCCAACUUCACAUGCCGUGGACGAGACUAAUCCGUCUAUCGAGCCCUUGAAUCCGAAAUUCCCGGUCGACCUUUCUCCCCCUGAUGAGGCCAAGUUUUCAGUUACUCUCAAGGCCCCGUUCUUGGGAAAUGAGACCCAUUCUCGACCGCUACUCCGUCCUGCCGAGCGCGCCCAGGCGUGUGACCCCCGUAUUCACAGUGCGGUUACUUGUGCAGUUGCCAUCAGGGCCGGAGAUAGCCAGCCAGGUGUUCUCGUUCGUUGGCUCGACCCUCGUGAUUCACCAACUGUCCAGGGCAAGAACGUUUUCGUCUACAAUGCCUGGGUCGAGGAAAACCGCCUUCCCAUUUGGUGCGACGAAGUUCCCGUCGGCAAGAUUGCCGCCACGCGCGACGGUGCGGUUCUUGUUAAAACUGCAGAUCACGGUAGAUUGGGUGGCUGUGGCUUAUGGAUCACCCACGUCCGUGUUCCCCUUGCCAAGGGUGUGUCGGGAGGGUUGAAUCCCAAGCUUCCAGCUGUCGACGGCCUCAGAAGUGCGGGACUCGGUGCCGCAGUUCAAAAUGCGCGCGAAUGGAAUAUUUGCGGCAAGGUUGUCCUUGAACAAGAUAGGCGUAACAGCGAGCCAGGCGUCAAGGUUGAACUUGGGUGGGAAAAACGACCGGGAACCUGGCAACAAACCUGGGUCGAAUUCGAAGAGCUUAGGGACGGUGGCAAGGCCGCAUAUGUCUACUUUGAUUACUACAACGGCGCAUUCAUGACUUAUCAAUGCGAGCAAUUAUUGCGAGCCUUGCGAUGGGCAACGCAUCCUGACCGAGGGGAUCUCAAAUUCUUGGUUCUCAUGGGUGGCUCGUAUUUCUCAAACGGAAUUGCUCUCAACACAGUUGAAGGAAGCGAAGACCCUUCUCUUGAGGGGUGGAAAAAUAUUAACGCUAUCAACGACGUGGUCGAGCUCGUCAUUUCUGACUCGUCCGAGCCCGCCAAACGUCUGGCCCAAAACAGCAAGGUCGCCGACGCAUUCAAGCCCCUCUUCGGAGGUGCAAGCUUGGCCGAGCGAGGCAUUGUUACCAUUGCGUCCGUUCGAUCGAACGUCGCGGCUGGUGGUUUUGCAGUUGCUACCGCUGCCGAUAUCGUCCUGUGCUCGGAAUCCGCUGUCAUAAACCCCCACUACCGAGGUGUCGGUCUCUAUGGCUCUGAAUUCCACACCUACUCAUUCUACGAGCGAGCUGGCGAAGAAAAGGCUCGAGAGCUAUUGCGAACUAUGCUCCCAAUGAGCGCUGUCGAAGCAUGCAAACUGGGACUCGUAGAUGAGGUCAUGAAGGGCGGCGGUGCCGAUUGCUAUGUCGGGCAGACAAAGGCCUACGUUCGCCAGUUAGCCGGUGAGCGGGCCGAUGCUAUUUCCAAGUACCGGUCCGCUCCUUGGACUCGCCCGGCAUCUGAAGAAGUUUCGGUCGUUUCGCUUACAGACCUUCUCAUUUCCAACAAGCUUGCUACCCACGCCAAGUUCACUCGCCCACUAGUGUCUUAUCGACAUGCCGAGCUGUCUCAAAUGCUACUCGACUUUUACCAUCAGACCCGUUCCAAGAGAUUCUCUGAGCGCCGCAGGGCCUUUGUGCGCAAGAUUGCACCCAAGACAACUCCGCUCCGUUUCGCUACUCACCGACGCGAGAAUGGCAAAUUGGACGAAGAAGAGACGGACGAUUUUGACGCUGCCGAAGGUUGGGUCGCUGGUGCUGGAGUCGAGUGGAGUUGGGUUGGACUCCCUCCUCCCCCGACCAGUGAAGCAUGGGAGGAGGUUUAUCCUGAAAUUUCCUCUUCGGAAAGCAAUCAGGAGCAUCAUACUCCGGAAUUGUCGGCUGCCAACAGCACGGCCUCUCUGGCGGAGCCCAUGACCAAAGCAGAGCCCCAAACACCUACGGAAACGGCCAUGAAGCCCAUGUCUGAGAGUGUGCACGCUAAGCUAUCCCCCGUGAACCUUGGGACGAAACUGAUACCUGCAAAGUUGCUGUCGGACAAAGAGGGAAGCAUGGUUCACAUCAAAAUGGGAGUCGUGCCGGAGCAGCUAGUGUCGGCGAGUAAAAGCACUUCUACCCGAAGCCGACUAUUUGUCCCAGUCCGUUCCAUUCGUCGAAAGAGUGACGCUGGAAUUCAACGGUCUCCUGCUGAUGGCUCGUUGGCUCCUCCAUCGCCUACUGGAUCCUCAAAUAGCGGGUUGCGUCGCUCGAGGUCCUCGGUUGAAGUUGGCUCCGGUGGUUCUGAACAAGACCAAUCUGGCCGUAAUCGCUCGACCAACAGGAUAUCGCGCUGGUUUGGGUCGACAUUCAAGUCUGUCAAAUCGCCUACGGCACCACGCAUGAUGCUUCCUAAGACCCCGGAGGGUACGGCGACUGCGGAUAAGGAGGGGGUUCUCUUUCCUUGCUACUACGAUAACAACAAAACCGACUGA